UCGGGUAUUAAGAAUAAACACAACCAACAGGUGAAGAUCAAGACUCUGAACCGUUUCGACAUGUCGAACUUCGACGUUUCUCUCCAGCAGCUCAACGAUCUGUUGACGGACGAGAGCGGCUUCUACAGCUGGCCGACUAAACACUUCCAUGAGGUUUACCCCAGGAUCUACGUCGGCAAUGCAUUUGUGGCGACAAACGCCAUGCGUCUGAAGCGCCUGGGCAUCACUCACAUCCUGAAUGCCGCAGAGGGGAACUCCUAUAUGCAUGUCAACACCAACGCUGAGUUCUACGCCGGUACAGGCAUCAUCUACCACGGCGUGCCAGCCAGCGACACUGACCACUUUGACAUCAGCGUUUUCUUUGAAGAGGGAGCGGACUUCAUUGAGAAAGCACUGGCAUACAAAAAUGGAAAAGGUAAAGUGUACGUUCACUGCAGGGAAGGCUACAGCCGCUCGCCUUCGUUAGUCAUCGCCUACCUGAUGCUUCGCCAGAACCUGGACGUCCACACCGCUCUGGCCAUGGUGCGGCAGAAACGAGAGAUUGGACCCAACGACGGCUUUCUGCGACAGCUCUGCCAGCUCAACCAGAGGCUGACUGCCGAGGGAAGGUUUUGGAACAAAUAA
This is a messenger RNA of Scomber scombrus (Atlantic mackerel), 624 nucleotides long. RefSeq names its product dual specificity protein phosphatase 3-like. Bases 61 to 624 code for a protein of 187 amino acids. Gene Ontology annotation, molecular function: protein tyrosine/serine/threonine phosphatase activity; MAP kinase phosphatase activity. NCBI's taxonomy places the organism in Eukaryota, Metazoa, Chordata, Actinopteri, Scombriformes, Scombridae. Gene Ontology annotation, biological process: protein dephosphorylation; negative regulation of MAPK cascade. The transcript is spliced from 3 exons. Gene Ontology annotation, cellular component: cytoplasm. The record is from RefSeq and is a predicted model, not a curated record.